AUGGCUCGGUUCUGGUGGGGUUCGAACGAGAAGGGUAGAAAGAUCCAUUGGAAGAACUGGAGUUCCUUAUGCCAACCUAAAUGCCUAGGAGGUAUGGGCUUCAGAGACUUGGGAGUUUUUAAUAUAGCCCUCCUGGGAAAGAAAUUGUGGCGCCUAGCAACACAUGAGAGUUCCCGGGUAAGCCGAGUUCUCAAGGCAAAAUACUACCCCCGAACGUCUAUUUUAGAGGCAGCUUUAGGUCCAUUGUCAAGCUACUCAUGGAAAAGCUUAUGGAGUUCAAAGGCGCUUGUGAAGGAGGGCAUGCUAUGGAGAGUGGGUAAUGGCCGGAACAUUAAAAUUUGGUCCGACCCUUGGCUCAUCGAUGAUGAAAGUCGCUUUGCUACCACCAAUGAGAAUAAUGAGCUUUGUCAAUAUGUCGAAGAGAUCAUUGAUAAGGAGAAUUAUACCUGGGACUUGCAGAAAAUCGAAGGCAUUUUUAAUGAUCGAGAUAAGCACGCUAUUAUGGCUAUCCCGUUAAGUGAACGAUUGACGGAUGACACCCUCACUUGGGUAUGGUCCAAGGAUGGACACUAUAGUGUGAAAUCAGCCUACACACUUGGUAAGUCUCUUGACCUUGAUAAUUUUGAUCAUUAUUGGGUUGAAAUAUGGAAGGCUAAAGUCACACCAAAAGUCAGACACUUCCUCUGA
Molecule: messenger RNA, 687 nt
Organism: Chenopodium quinoa (quinoa)
Lineage: Eukaryota; Viridiplantae; Streptophyta; Magnoliopsida; Caryophyllales; Amaranthaceae
Exons: 1
Coding region: 1-687 (228 amino acids)
Source: RefSeq, a predicted model, not a curated record